Vespula pensylvanica (western yellowjacket) is the source of this 3831-nucleotide messenger RNA. It is a transcript of the gene SMC1, whose product is annotated as structural maintenance of chromosomes protein 1A. The transcript is spliced from 20 exons. Lineage: Eukaryota; Metazoa; Arthropoda; Insecta; Hymenoptera; Vespidae. Gene Ontology annotation, biological process: sister chromatid cohesion. The record is from RefSeq and is a predicted model, not a curated record. Bases 105 to 3794 code for a protein of 1229 amino acids. Gene Ontology annotation, cellular component: chromosome; nucleus; cohesin complex. Gene Ontology annotation, molecular function: DNA binding; ATP binding; protein binding.
GGACUGAUUCAGAUUGACGAACAAUGUUCGCUUGUGUUGAACAUUUUGUGGCGCCAAUUGAACUCUUUUGAUAUUACAUGUAAUUUAUUUUAAUAAUUUUUAAAAUGCCUGCGUUUUUAAAACAUAUUGAAGUAGAAAACUUUAAAUCGUAUAAAGGAAAGCUUAUUAUUGGUCCAUUAAAGUCGUUUACUGCAGUUGUCGGACCAAAUGGAUCCGGUAAAUCUAAUUUUAUGGACGCCAUUAGUUUUGUUAUGGGAGAAAAGACUAGCAGUUUACGCGUUAAAAGAUUUAGCGAACUUAUUCAUGGAGCUUCAAUUGGAAUGCCCGUAGCACGAAGCGCAUCGGUAACGGCAGUAUUUGAGUUGGAAGACGGUAAUGAGAAGAGUUUCAUGCGUUCUGUUCAAGGGUCAUCUUCGGAACAUAGAAUUAAUAAUAAUGUCGUCACAAGUCAAGUUUAUCUCAAUGAAUUGGAACAAUUAGGAAUUAAUGUAAAAGCUAAAAACUUUUUAGUGUUUCAAGGUGCCGUUGAAUCAAUAGCUAUGAAAAACCCAAAGGAACGAACUGCACUAUUUGAAGAAAUUAGUAAUUCUGGUGCUUUAAAGGCAGAGUACGAAAGAUUGCGAACAGAAAUGUUGAAAGCCGAAGAAGAAACCCAAUUUUCAUAUCAAAAAAAGAAAGGCAUUGCUGCAGAAAGAAAAGAGGCUAAGUUAGAAAAGGAAGAAGCAGAAAAAUACCAACGUCUUAAGGAGGAAUAUAUAGAAAAACAAGUCGAAUUGCAAUUAUUUCGCCUUUUUCAUAAUGAAAAAAGCAUUGAAAAUUUGGAAGUAGCACAGAAAAAGAAACAACAUGAGAUAGAGAAAAUCGAAAAGAAGAAAGAGAAGGCGGAGGAAUUACUGAAAGAAAAGAAAAAAGAAGCUGGCAAAUUGGGCCGCGAUCUUGCAAAAAUAGAACAAGAUAUUAGAGAAGUGGAAGUAGAAAUUACAAAGAAGAGACCUACAUUUAUCAAAGCAAAAGAACGCGUAGCACAUAUGCAGAAGAAAGUGGAAUCGGCUAGAAAAUCUUUGGCUCAGGCACGUAUCGCCGACGAAGCUCAUAAGAAAGAUAUACAUGAACUCCAAGAAGAACUUCGACAAGUCGAAGAAGCUAAAGCUGCUUACGAAGCAAGUAUAGCUGGACAGUCGCAGCUACAGGGAAGGGAUGUGCAGCUUGAAGACGAACAGGUUCGCGAAUAUAAUCGUUUGAAAGAAGAAGCAGGCAAGCAAUCCGCAAGAUAUUUACAACUUCUUGAUUCCAUUAAUCGAGAACAGAAAUCUGAUCAAGAUAGACUCGAUAAUGAGGGUAGAAAGAAAACUGAAAUAGAGAAUAAACAUAAGCAAAAAGGUCAUAUGCGUGAUGAGGCUUUAAAAAGAGUAGAAAAAUUAGAAGAACACAUUCGAACCUCUGAAGCUGCAUUGGAAGAUCAAAAGAAGCUUAGAGCUGAUUUACAAUCGGAUGUCGGUACAUCUAAGGAUAAAAUACAAAAUUUGCAAAGAGAAUUAGAGAGUAUUUCGGAACAAUUAGGUGAUGCAAAGGUUGACAAACACGAAGUGUCUAGAACUAAGAAAAAGACCGAAAUUGUAGAAAACUUUAAACGUUUAUUUCCUGGAGUGUAUGACCGAAUGUAUAAUAUGUGCGAGCCGAUCCAUAAACGUUACAAUGUUGCCAUUACAAAGGUUCUUGGUAAAUAUAUGGAAGCUAUUGUUGUAGAUACUGAAAAAACUGCCAGACAAUGUAUUCAGUAUCUCAAAGAACAAUAUUUGGAACCAGAGACGUUUUUACCACUUGAUUAUAUUCAAGCUAAACCGUUGAAGGAACGACUUCGCAAUAUUCAGGAACCUAAAAAUGUGAAACUGUUGUAUGAUGUAUUACAUUUUUCACCUAAGGAUAUCGAUAGAGCUGUAUUAUUUGCUACAAAUAAUGCUCUUGUUUGUGAAACUCCUGAAGAUGCUAAUAAAGUUGCUUAUGAAAUGGAUAAAAAGGCCAGAUAUGAUUGCGUUGCAUUAGAUGGAACAUUUUAUCAAAAAGCUGGAAUCAUUUCUGGUGGUAGUCUCGACUUAGCUAAAAAAGCAAAGAGAUGGGAUGAGAAGCAGAUGUCGCAGUUGAAGGCACAAAAGGAAAAAUUAACAGAAGAACUCAGAGAAUCAUUAAAGAAGUCUCGCAAAGAAUCCGAAUUAAAUACUGUUGAAUCCCAAAUUCGUGGCCUUGAAACUCGCUUAAAAUACAACAAAAGUGAUUUAACAGCGACUAAAAAACAAAUUGCUGAACACGAAUCUGAAUUGGAAAGUUUGCAAAGUGAUUUAAAUAUGUUUGGUCCUACAAUAGCUGCAAUUGAAAAGACAAUGGCUGAAAGAGAUCAAGAAAUACAAAAUAUUAAAGAAAAAAUGAAUAAUGUUGAAGAUGACGUAUUUGCAAGCUUUUGCGAACAAAUUGGUGUUUCUAACAUACGUCAGUAUGAAGAAAGAGAAUUAAGAUCGCAACAGGAAAGGGCGAAGAAACGAAUGGAAUUUGAGAAUCAAUGUAAUCGUAUAUAUAAUCAAUUGGAUUUUGAGAAACAACGUGAUACAGAAAGUAAUGUUCUGAGAUGGGAACGUGCUGUACAGGAUGCCGAAGAUAAAUUAGAAUCUGCAAGACAAACUGAGUCUAAUCAAAAAGCUGAAAUAGAUCACGAUGAAACACAAAUGGAACAACUUAAAUCUGCACGCAAUGCUAAGAAAAUGGAAGUCGAUCAGAAAGAGGAUGAAAUAGGUAAAGCUCGACGCGAAGUGGGUACUAUUGCUAAGGAUAUUCAAUCAGCCCAAAAGCAAUUGAAUUCUAUUGAAGCAAAAAUAGAACAAAAAAAAGCAGAACGUCAUGCUAUUCUAAUGCAGUGCAAGAUGGAAGAUAUAGCAAUUCCAAUGCUUCAUGGAAAUAUGGAGGACAUUGCCGGAGAAGCUAGUACAACUAAUGCCAGUGACACCGUUACUGAUUCAUCUUUAAGUACACAGCAACAAUAUGAACGUGAAAGACGAAUCACUAUUGAUUAUGCUCUUUUACCUGAAAAUUUGAAAGAUAUUGAAGAAGAGGAUACAAAAAAAACUACAGACAAAUUAACAAGGACAAUUACUGAUUUACAAAGUACAAUUCAACGAAUACAAGCGCCAAAUAUGAAGGCUAUACAAAAAUUGUAUCUUGCAAAGGAAAAGUUACAAGAAACAAACGAGGAAUUUGAACAAUCACGUAAAAAAGCAAAGAAGGCAAAAACUCAAUUUGAGAAAGUAAAAAAAGAACGACAUGAUAGAUUCAUGGCGUGUUUUGAACAUGUAGCUAACGAAAUAGAUCCUAUUUAUAAGAGUUUAGCAAAAAAUCAAUCGGCUCAAGCGUUUCUUGGACCGGAAAAUCCAGAAGAGCCUUAUCUCGAUGGAAUUAAUUAUAAUUGCGUGGCACCUGGUAAACGAUUUCAACCAAUGUCUAAUCUUUCCGGAGGAGAGAAAACUGUAGCUGCAUUGGCUUUGUUAUUUGCAAUUCAUAGCUUUCAGCCAGCACCUUUCUUCGUUUUGGAUGAAAUCGAUGCAGCGUUAGAUAACACUAAUAUCGGAAAAGUAGCGAGUUACAUUCGGGAUAAAACUAGCUCUCUUCAAACUAUUGUUAUAUCGUUGAAAGAAGAAUUUUAUUCGCAUGCAGAUGCGCUUAUAGGAAUCUGUCCAGAUGUUGGAGAAUGUUUGGAAAGUAAAGUUUUAACUCUCGAUUUAACAACGUUUCCUACGCAUAUUAAUUAGACUCCAAGAUUUUUUUUUUUUUUUUUAUAUAGACCAG